AAGGCGGCGCCCAGUUUAGACAGUAGCCUUUCGCUGACUGACUGCACAUGGGACUGACUUCUGAAUGAUCGCACAUGAACGACCUCUGAAGACGCACAGUUUGGAUACUAAGCGGGCUGUUACAAUUGUAUACUUUACUGCGGUUGGAUAGAGCUCUCGAUUAUUGUAACUAUUUGUCGCUUAUGAGUUACUGAACCGCGAAUUUCGAAUCAAUGUCGUUCCACGUUCACCGAUAAGAGUCCCUUUGAAAGUGAAAGAAAAUGAGAGGGACCACGCUCGGUGACGUCUUCCUAAAAGGCAGUCUACAACAUGAGGAAAUGAUUACUGAUGGUUACCACAGUCACGUGAUGAGUGGAACAUCCUUGACCAUAAAAACACUGCUAAUUAUAAUACUACAGUGUCCAUGUGUCGCUAUGGAAUGUCAUUACAAUUCCAUCAUUAAUGACUGGGUUAAAGACAUCCCAAGUGAUUAUCAACUUGAAAUUCCAUUCAACAUUGAUGAUGAUAAGAUUAACUGUGAAGAUCUUCUUCAGGCUCUUGUCAAAAGCCACUGUUUGAACCGGGGACAGGACUGUUUAGCCACCAGUUCUUGUGGGAAAACAAAUGAGAAAACAAAAGAGUUGAUUGGAGCCUGCUUUAAAAAGGAUAUUUCCUGCCAGAGUUCAAAUCAGACGUAUCAGAAGUCUCAGAAGUUAUACAUGUUAGUGAAUAGCACUAAUUUCCGCGAGGCGAUAGAGUGUUGUCAUGAAUGGUUCAAAGAGACUGAAGAUACAGUACAGAAGAGAGAUUGCUCUAGAACCUUUUCUUCCCCUGGUACAACAUCCGCAACGUCCCCAACCAGGAAUACAUUCACCACCUCCACCGCAUGCACAAGUACAACAACAGCAACAAUCACCACCUCCACAGCAUCUCAUAGUACAACAACAGCAACAACCACCACCUCCACAGCAUCUCAAAGUACACCAGUAUCUACCCCCAGCAUAGCAUCCAACACCACCACCACCAGCAGCAUCCCAUCGAGUACUGUCACAACAGAAAAGGAAACAGCCACCACCAGUUAUGUCCAUUCUUCUUCCACCUCAGAAGCAUUAAGCAGAGAGCGCCUAAGUGUCGUGGGAUUUCUUCUGAUGGUAUCUGUGAUUUUAAACAUAGUUUUUUUGGGGUUCUGGCUUAAGCAGAGACACAGACACCAGCCAAACACACAGCCCUAUAGACACUGUACAUGUGAAGGAAACAACACAUACAGGUUGAAUGACGUACCAUCAGAGAGUGGGUCUGUGAUCUAGAACUGGAUGCCGCCUCCAGUGUUGCAUGGCUGGAUUUGGAGACAUCAGCUGCAGUGUUGCCAUGCCAUGGAUUGCAGAGGAAGGACCUGGUAUGGCCCCUACACUGUCCCCAUCAUUAACUGCCAAUCUCAUCUGCAUCUGGAAGCAUUCAGAGCUAUAUGGCUUUGGGUAAUAGGACUCAACAAGAGAACCAUGACUACUUACAACAUUACCGACACAUCUGCAUGCAAAGCUUUUCAUAAUGUUAUGGCACAUGAAGACAGUGGAACGAUGAAUGAAAACCACUGAAUGACUAUUGACACUGUGAUAUGAGGACAAAGGAAACGUAUUAUCUCAGAAUCCAGCCACGAUUCUGAUUCAUUCAAGAUGUCAAAAGCAGUGGAUGAACUGAACCAUUACAGAAUGACAGAUAUACGGACAAUCCUCUUGACCUCGUGGCUUGGUUUUCCCUUUGACAUAUACUGUGAGAUCUUAUAUAGACAGUGUGCCUCUACUAAUAAUGUCCAAUGAAUUCAUAUACCGUAGGCACAGGUGGACUCCAGUCAAAUUGUAGAAGCAUCUCAAGGACUAUUGAUAGAAGUAGUGUGACAAUCUGAAACAUAACAUAUAGUAUAUCUGUUGCACUGUAACAUGACAAACAGUAUAUCUGUCUGGUACAGAAAAAAAUAUAUUCUUUUAACGUGUCAUGACGAAAUGUUACAUUGCGUUAGAAUGUAUUUGUGUCCCCCUUUUUGUGUUAAUGUUAGCGUGUAUUCUGUCUGUGGCUAGAAGUUACUAUUAUGGGCAAUGUUCUCAUGGAGGUUGUAUAUUAUUUUUGUCUACCAUUGCUGACUCUGUUGUGUCUGUGUAUAAGAUCUCUGUCCUAAUACAUCAGUAUUAAGAUGAGUAAAUGCAGUGCUGUCCAUAAGAAUUGGAACACAUGCUAAAGUUGACUUUAAAGACAAAUAUAAAAUCACACAGGGGUUGAUAUACUUAUGACCCCUAUAUUUUAAGGAAAAUAUCUAUUUAUUUACGACACAUUGUUCAUUUACAAAGAAAGUCAUCUUUAGCAUGUGUUCCAAUACUUCUGGAGGGCACUGGAACUGGCACAGGGCCAAAGACAAACCUGACUCCUGUCCAUGUUCUAUAUUGAAUGUAUGCACAACCUUCUACUGCAUGUUCAGGUGUGAUUUAUGAUGCUCACUGCUACAUUCGUGUCAGACCGUUCCUGACCCACUCAGAUUGACAGCUGGCACUCAAUCAUGAAAAUGGCUGGAAUAUUAUCCGCAAUAUAUUUUUCUUGGUUUAAUUUUCAAUACCCAAAUGAGAAGAGUUGUGAGUUUAGCUGUUACUCUAGGUGCCAACAGUAUGGUAAAACUAUUCCAACAAGCUAUAGCUUUACCUAAUAAUACUUCCUUGCCUCAUCCUCAUACAAAUAAUCAUUAGCUAUUUCAUGUCAAGUUGCUCAUAUCGAAUUCCUCUUUAUACAAAAUAAACAUUUAUAAAUAAUGCACUAUUUAUUGUUGUAUUUGAUAUGUACUGUUUGUCUUUUAUCAUGUUGAGUCUACAGUAUGCUGUAUAUACAGUAAAAAAAUGCCACUUUUGCCACAACAGCCUCUGAUGAUUAGGCCUGCAACUAACAAUUAUUAUCUCCACGAAGGAUGUUUUCAUCAGGGUUUGUCUGUUUGUUUGUUUGUUUGUUUGUUUGUCUGUUCGCAAGAUAACUAAAAAGUUAUGGAUGGAUUUCGAUGAAAUUUUCAGGAAAGGUCUGAAAUGACCCAAGGAAGAAACGAUUACAUUUUGGGAGUGAUCCGUAUCACCGUCUGGGUCCAGGAGAUGGUUAUGUUUUUCGCUUGGCGGAGUGCUUUUCUAGUUAUUGUCAUAUAGUUCAUUCAUCUGUGAAUUAUUUUCUUGACUAAUUGUUGUUUGUUUGAUCGAUAAGAACGUACAACAUGAUCAAACAGUGCUGAUCAGUGUUUCCCAAAGUCCCAUGGGCCAUGACCUCUGAGGUCAACCUCCCUUGAUAGUCUGGAGAGAAAAUAGUUUGUCUUUAUCAUGACAGCUCUAUUUUCUUUAUCUCAUGUAAUCCUUCAAGAAUAGCCUGUUUAGCCCUAUAAAUAACAGUAAGAUUGUCUAAGACAGAGACUUGAUGCUCUCAUACUCGCGUAGAAUGCUUGUGUUUGUAACGUGUCUCUGGCGUCAUGAAUAAAGCUUUGUACACUAUCGUACGAUCA
Molecule: messenger RNA, 3499 nt
Organism: Sardina pilchardus (European sardine)
Lineage: Eukaryota; Metazoa; Chordata; Actinopteri; Clupeiformes; Clupeidae
Exons: 15
Coding region: 261-1286 (341 amino acids)
Source: RefSeq, a predicted model, not a curated record